UGUGCGUUUACAGUGGGGGCGUGGCCCAGCCUGGGCUUAGCCGGACUGCGCGGCUGGACGCCGGCGCCAUGGAGGAGUACGCUCGGGAGCCCUGCCCAUGGCGAAUUGUGGAUGAUUGCGGUGGAGCCUUCACUAUGGGUGUCAUCGGUGGUGGAGUCUUCCAGGCCAUCAAGGGCUUCCGCAAUGCCCCUGUCGGAAUUCGGCACCGAUUGAGAGGUAGUGCCAAUGCUGUGAGGAUCCGAGCCCCUCAGAUUGGAGGUAGCUUCGCAGUGUGGGGGGGCCUAUUCUCCACCAUCGACUGUGGUCUGGUGCGGCUUCGGGGCAAGGAGGAUCCCUGGAACUCCAUCACUAGUGGAGCGUUGACUGGGGCUGUGCUAGCUGCCCGCAGUGGCCCAUUGGCCAUGGUGGGCUCAGCAAUGAUGGGGGGCAUCCUGUUGGCCCUCAUCGAGGGUGUUGGCAUCCUCCUCACUCGCUACACUGCCCAGCAGUUCCGCAACGCACCCCCGUUCCUGGAGGACCCCAACCAGCUGCCCUCUAAGGAGAGUACCCCAGCCUCAGGCUAUCCCAGCUACCACUGAGGAAGUGACCGCCUGUCAUCACCAUCGUGGGAGCUCCUCCUUGGUUCCCUCCCCGAUGAUCUACCUCGAAGGGAGGGCUGGCUCCCAGUUGGCCCUGGGACCCUCCAGAGAGGGCCUCUACUCUCUGUUCCCUUGUCCCAGGGUGGGGGUGGGGCACCCAAGCUGCCCUGAUGAAUGGGUCCUCUUCUCUCAGGGCACCCCAGUCCCAUACUCACAUGUAACAAGCUCUCACCCUAGCCCCUUCCCAUAUCGCCCUGAUGAGUAUUUAAAGCCAGUUUUGAAAUGCCUA
Miniopterus natalensis is the source of this 867-nucleotide messenger RNA. It is a transcript of the gene TIMM17B, whose product is annotated as translocase of inner mitochondrial membrane 17B. NCBI's taxonomy places the organism in Eukaryota, Metazoa, Chordata, Mammalia, Chiroptera, Miniopteridae. Gene Ontology annotation, biological process: protein import into mitochondrial matrix. Gene Ontology annotation, molecular function: transmembrane protein transporter activity. The record is from RefSeq and is a predicted model, not a curated record. Gene Ontology annotation, cellular component: TIM23 mitochondrial import inner membrane translocase complex.